Messenger RNA from Humulus lupulus (European hop), 2444 nucleotides. Its product is annotated as mitochondrial Rho GTPase 1-like. Lineage: Eukaryota; Viridiplantae; Streptophyta; Magnoliopsida; Rosales; Cannabaceae. The record is from RefSeq and is a predicted model, not a curated record. Gene Ontology annotation, cellular component: mitochondrial outer membrane. Gene Ontology annotation, biological process: mitochondrion organization; small GTPase-mediated signal transduction. Bases 215 to 2158 code for a protein of 647 amino acids. The transcript has 15 exons. Gene Ontology annotation, molecular function: calcium ion binding; GTP binding; GTPase activity.
AAAACGGAGCCACUUUCCCUUUCUCUCUCCUGAAGCUUCGUCUUUAGAUUUCUUUACUAAAAGUAAAGCCUUCCCCCAGUUGGAGCGCCACCACCGCUAGCCCUAAAGCCCUGGGUUUUUGGUGCUCGGCUUCUUUCCAUUUCUUCACCUAGUUUCACCCAAGAGUUCGCUAGGGUUCAUUUCUUCACUUUUCAAUCUUCAAAUCAAAGUUCCAAUGGCGAGAGCUCCGGUCGGAACAGUGAACCCCGGUGCCCGAACUGGGGUUCGAAUUGUCGUAGCCGGAGACCGGAGCACUGGAAAAUCGAGUUUGAUUGUCACUGCUGCGGCAGAGAAUUUCCCUGUGAAUGUUCCUCCACUAUUGCCACCAACAAGGUUGCCUGAGGAUUUCUAUCCCGACCGUGUCCCCAUCACAAUCAUUGAUACUUCAUCUCGCCCCGAGGAUAAUGGUAAAGUUGCAGAUGAAUUGAAGCGGGCUGAUGCAGUUGUUCUUACUUAUGCAUGUGAUCAACCACAGACACUUGAUCGAUUGAGUACCUUCUGGCUUCCUAAACUUCGUCAACUAGAGGUGAAGGUCCCAGUCAUAGUGGUGGGGUGUAAACUAGAUUUGAGAGAUGAGAACCAGCAGGUGAGCCUGGAACAAGUGAUGUCCCCCAUAAUGCAACAGUUUCGGGAGAUUGAAACUUGUAUUGAGUGUUCAGCAUUAAAACAUAUUCAGAUUCCUGAAGUUUUCUACUAUGCACAAAAAGCUGUGCUUCAUCCAACAGGCCCACUAUUUGACCAGGAAUCACAAACUUUAAAGCCUCGAUGUGUGCGGGCCUUGAAGCGGAUUUUUAUUCUUUGUGACCAUGACAGAGAUGGUGCUCUCAGUGAUGCAGAGCUGAAUGAUUUUCAGGUUAAAUGUUUUAAUGCUCCAUUGCAACCUUCUGAAAUAGUGGGUGUUAAGAGGGUUGUGCAAGAGAAGAUUCCUGAAGGAGUCAAUGAGCGUGGACUUACUUUGACAGGAUUCCUCUUCCUGCAUGCACUAUUUAUCGAAAAGGGGCGUCUAGAAACAACUUGGACUGUUCUCAGGAAAUUUGGAUACAAUAAUGAUAUAAAACUUGCAGAUGAACUCAUUCCAGCUCCAUCAAAACGAACUCCUGAUCAGAGUGUGGAGCUGACUAAUGAAGCCAUUGAGUUCCUUAAAGGAAUCUUUGAGGCAUAUGACAGUGAUUUGGAUGGGGCACUCCGACCUCGUGAACUUGAAGAAGUAUUUUCUACAGCUCCAGAAUGUCCAUUCAGUGAGGCUCUUUAUAAGGAUGCUGCAGAGGCAAAUGCUUUUGGAGGCCUGUCUCUUGACGGAUUUUUAUCCAAGUGGGCUCUCAUGACACUCCUAGAUCCAACUUUUAGCAUGGAAAAUCUGAUAUACAUCGGUUAUUCUGGUGAUAUUUCAUCAUCAAUCCGCGUGACUAGGAAGAGGCGUUUAGAUCGAAAGAAGCAACAAUCAGAAAGAAAUGUCUUCCAAUGUUUUGUCUUUGGCCCUAAGAUGGCUGGAAAGUCUGCAAUAAUUGAUUCUUUUCUUGGAAGGCCUUUCUCUGAUACCUACAAUCCAACCACAGAAGAUCGGUAUGCAGUGAAUGUUGUUGAUCAGCCUGGGGGCACAAAGAAAACCCUUGUGUUGAGAGAGAUUCCUGAAGAUGGAGUCGGAAAACUGCUAUCAAGCAAAGAAUCUUUGGCUGCUUGUGAUGUUGCUGUGUUUGUUCAUGACAGUUCUGAUGAGUCAUCAUGGAAGAGGGCAACUGAGUUGUUGGUUGAAGUUGCUGGUCACGGUGAGGAUACCGGAUAUGAGGUGCCUUGCCUCAUUGUUGCAGCUAAAGAUGACCGGGAUUCAUUUCCUUUAGCCAUACAACAUUCUACGAGGGUUAGUCAAGAUAUGGGAGUAGAAGCUCCUAUACAGAUUAGCACGAAGCUGGGUGAUUUUAAUCACGUAUUCCGCAAGAUUAUAACCGCUGCUGAGCAGCCUCAUUUGAGCAUUCCUGAAACUGAAGCUGGGAGAACCCGAAAGCAAUACCACCGGCUUAUUAACCGUUCUCUGAUGUUUGUUUCAGUUGGAGCUGCAGUGGCCAUCGUUGGCUUGGCAGCUUACCGUGUCUAUGCUGCAAGAAAGAACACCUCAGGCUAAAGGAAUAAAAGGCCUGGAUUGUCUGCGUCGACGAUCAGCUUGCUUCGUUUUCGCUUGCUUUGUCAAAUACAAUAGUUGUGAGAUGCUGCGUUAUCUCCAAAACUCCCACUUUGCUGGGUCACUUGAGACAGUUUUAUGCAUAGAAUAUUUCUGAAGUCCUUUUCUAUAUAUUUUCUCUCUCCCACCCUUAAUAUUCCUUUCCUUCAGUGCUUGUAUUCUUUGUAGUGGUUUAUGAAGAAGUCAUAUAACUAAAUAUAAAUUGAUUGGUGAUCAUUGUUUCAACACA